UUUGGAUCACGAAGAGGAAGCAGAGGGGUCAGGCUUCGCCUCGCUUUUAUUUUGAAAACGCUAGCUUUUAUUUGGAAAGGAAAAAGUAGCAACUAUGGGAUCGGACGGCUCCUUUUCCGUGGUAGGCGUCGCGUAGACGUCGAGCAAAGUUUAUCUGUCGGCUCUCACUCGUCCACAGCGAAAGCGGUGAGAUGAAUUGUCGGGCGGACAUGUUAGCAAAGGACAUGUUGGAUCUGGAAGAAGACGAAGACCUGGAGGUGUUCAGUAAGAAAUUAUUACUGACAGACGAGGAUCCCGUGGCCAACUCUCCCAGCUCGAUGCUCAACCAGUACCAACUGGAUGAAGAUGAACAGCAGACCGGCGGCGCCAAAGACUUGCUUGUGACGGUCGACAGUCCAGAGAGUCGCGUCACAGCUAUUGAGACCUUCAUCGUGUACAGAGUGGUGACCAAGACGGCGAGGAGUGAGUUUGACUCGUGCGAGUACGAGGUGCUCCGUCGCUACCAGGACUUCCUUUGGCUACGAAGCCGACUGGAAGAAAGCCACCCGAGCCUCAUCGUCCCCCCUCUUCCGGAGAAGUUUGUGAUGAAAGGCAUGGUGGAGCGCUUCACCGACGACUUCAUCGACACCAGGAAGAAAGCCCUGCACCGCUUUCUCAAUAAGAUCGCCGAGCAUCCCACCCUGUCGUCCAGUCGCCACUUUCGACUCUUCCUGACUGCUCAGGUAGGACACACGUCGGCGCAGACCAAUCCUCAAUAAA
Messenger RNA from Hippocampus comes (tiger tail seahorse), 759 nucleotides. RefSeq names its product sorting nexin-7-like. Gene Ontology annotation, biological process: reticulophagy; endocytic recycling; autophagy of mitochondrion. Gene Ontology annotation, cellular component: phagophore assembly site; early endosome. The transcript is spliced from 4 exons. Gene Ontology annotation, molecular function: phosphatidylinositol binding. The record is from RefSeq and is a predicted model, not a curated record. Lineage: Eukaryota; Metazoa; Chordata; Actinopteri; Syngnathiformes; Syngnathidae. Bases 192 to 758 code for a protein of 188 amino acids.